This is a messenger RNA of Lactuca saligna, 1113 nucleotides long. The record is from the annotation of a GenBank genome assembly. Lineage: Eukaryota; Viridiplantae; Streptophyta; Magnoliopsida; Asterales; Asteraceae.
AUGAUGGAUCGUGAACGGGAAGAAGCAAGAGAAUUUCGAAAAGAGAGGUUGACUUGGAUGAAGCAACGGGAUCCUGAGUUUUUAUCCAACAUUAACAGUUUUCCAAAUUCGAUCGUGACGUUACUAGAACCGGUGGUUGAUGAUGCUCCUAGGGAUACGUCUUCUGGAAUUCCAGAUUCCUCAUGUACUUCUCCGGUAACCCAUGUUCCUAUGAUUGAGGGUUUUGUGUGUUUCUCCGGUGGCAAUUCCACUCCGAAUACAUCAGAAGAGGUGGAGAGUUUUCCAAGGGCGGUAAAGCAAAAGAAAUUAGUAGAGUUAAAUGGCUCUGAUACUUUUCUAGUCACUACUGAACUGAUUCAGAACACGAAUCUCCACUUCGAGAUUAAUGGUACUUCUCCUAACUCUCUUCUUCGUCAUCUCCAAUUAAGCAUAACAGGGUCUAGGAAACAUGGGUGGAAUUCGACAUCUCCAUUGGAUUUGGUUGACGACGGUCAUGACUGCCGCGACACAGAGUCGGAACGGGAUUCCAAAACACCACCGACAUUUUUGACACCACCAUCAUUACCGCCAUCUCCACCUCCAUGGUUCGAGAAUAGUGUCAAGGGUCAAGGUUUCUAUGGGAUCGUGUCAAAUUUUGGAGUUCUUGGCGGUAAAUCAGACUCCAAGAGUGGCAAACAGCUUUGGGGGAAAGCCGCCACCAAGAAGGAAAACCCACCACCAAGUCUUCUACAUAAUCGUGAGGUCAGGCUGACCGUAAGCAAGCAGGUACCCAGCUUUCAUCGGUAUCGAAAUGACACCGUUUCAAGAACCCCCAAUGUCAUGUCAGGCAAGAAUCCAGCUUACAACCAUAUGACGGAGGCAUGUGGAGUGAUCGGUGGGGAAGCUGCUACGUACAUAGCGGCUUUUGGUCAAGUGUAUAUGGGUAUGAAUCUCUCCGGUUUGUCGGCCUAUCUUCUUUCUGAGAUUGACCAGCCAGCUAGGUUGGUUUGGCUAUUCUUUUCUAUUGAAAAGGAGUCAGCUGUCUGCGCGAUUCAUCUUCUUCAUCUUCUUCUAGGCUCCGUUGGACGACACGGCAUUCUCGUUUCAAUAAAUAGAUGUCGACCGUACUUGUGA